Durio zibethinus is the source of this 2378-nucleotide messenger RNA. Its product is annotated as serine/threonine receptor-like kinase NFP. Lineage: Eukaryota; Viridiplantae; Streptophyta; Magnoliopsida; Malvales; Malvaceae. Gene Ontology annotation, molecular function: protein kinase activity; ATP binding. The record is from RefSeq and is a predicted model, not a curated record. Gene Ontology annotation, biological process: protein phosphorylation.
AUGACCCACCAGUCAUUUUGAAGAAACAGAGAAAUUGAAAUAAAUAUCUAUAGUACUGACAUCAGAUUGCUGAAUCAACUUUUCAAUUCUUCCAGGUGGAGUUUUAUACUUUUUCAUACACCAUGUGGUAGGACCCAAACCCUUUGGAAAAGCAGUAUUGUUAUUUCCAAGGGGCUCGAUUGUCAACAAAGCCAACGAGGAUUCCACUUUCACUCUCCCAAGUAUCCACACUUGAGGCUAUUUACAGAUCGCUUACAAACCAAACCAACCAGCUGAGGCUGCAAGCAGACCAGGAAAGAAACAGAUCAAAGAUGAGAAUCAAACCCCACCACGUCUCUUUCUCUUGUCUCCUUCUAUUCUUUCUCUUCUAUCGUUCCCGUUCCCAAGCCCUACCAAACACCACAGGCUACGCUUGCACAGCCAACCAGACCACUUAUCCAUGCCAAACCUAUGCUUUUUACCGAGCCACUGCUCCUGACUUCCUUGACCUGGCUUCAAUUGGGGACCUUUUCCAUGUCAGUCGUCUCAUGAUAACCGAACCAAGCAAUAUUUCCUCUCCGUCGUCGCCUCUUAUCCCUGAUCAGUUCCUAUUUGUCCCCAUAACAUGUUCUUGCAACUCUAUUAACGCUACUUUUGGUAGUCUAUCAGCUGCCAACCUCUCUUACACAAUCAAAGGAGGCGAUACUUUCUAUAUCGUGUCAACUAAUAAUUUUCAAAACCUUACCACUUAUCAAUCUGUUGAAGUUUUCAAUCCUACUUUCAUCCCUACCCAACUUGAAAUUGGUGACAUAAUUGUCUUUCCAAUCUUUUGCAAGUGUCCUAAUGAAACACAGGUGCAAAAUGGAGUGAAUUACCUUGUUUCUUAUGUGUUUCAGCCUUCUGACAACUUAUCAUUAGUUGCUUCAAGGUUUGGCGUUCAAACUCAGGCUAUAACCAAUGUCAACGGCAAUGACAUACAGCCUUUUGAUACCAUAUUUAUUCCUGUCAAUCGACUACCUGUAUUAUCUCAGCCUGAGGUAGCUCCUACAGCCUCUCCUGGGACUGAGAGGAAAGGGGUCAUCAUCGGAUUGUCAAUUGGGUUAGGAAUUUGUGGGGUGUUGUUGAUUUUCUUGUUUGUGGUGUUUCUUCACAGAGAGGUUUUGUCGAAGAGAAGAGAUAUGGAGAGGGAUGACGAGAAGCAGAAGCUACAGUUUAAUAGGCCUGGGAUGGUGAUGAAGGGAAUGGAAGAAAAUUUAAUGGCAGAUGUAUCAGAUUGCUUGGAUAAGUACAGGGUGUUCAAAAUUGAAGAACUUAGAGAAUCCACUGAUUACUUCAGUGAGAGUUGCUUGAUUCAAGGAUCUGUCUAUAAAGGGUCCAUUGAUGGAGAUAUCUAUGCCAUAAAGAAGAUGAAGUGGAAUGCCUGUGAGGAGCUUAAGAUCUUACAAAAGGUAAACCAUGGAAAUCUGGUGAAGUUGGAGGGCUUCUGCAUAGACCCUGAAGAUACAAAUUGCUAUCUGGUAUACGAGUUCAUUGAAAAUGGAUCUCUAUCCUCUUGGCUUCAUGAAAACAAGAAUGAAAAGUUAAACUGGAAAACAAGGUUAAGAAUUGCUGUUGAUGUUGCAAAUGGUCUGCAGUACAUCCAUGAGCAUACAAGGCCAAGAGUUGUACAUAAAGACAUCAAAAGCAGCAACAUUCUCUUGGACUCCAACAAGAGGGCCAAAAUUGCCAAUUUUGGACUAGCAAAAUCAGGCUGCAAUGCCAUAACAAUGCACAUUGUUGGCACUCAAGGUUACAUUGCACCUGAAUAUCUAGCAGAUGGGGUGGUCUCAACAAAGAUGGACGUUUUCUCCUUUGGGGUGGUUUUGCUUGAGCUUAUAUCUGGCAAGGAAGCCAUUGAUGAAGAAGGAAAGCUUCUGUGGGCAAGUGUUAGUGGAAUUUUGGAUGAGAAUGAGGAGCGGAAGGUGAAAAAAUUGAAGGCAUGGAUGGAUGGACGUCUACUAGAGGAGUCCUGCUCAAUGGAGAGUGUAAUGAAUGUAAUGGCUGUUGCCAUUGCUUGUUUGAAUAAAAACCCUACAAAAAGGCCUAGCAUGGUGGAUAUUGUUUAUGCAUUGUCUAAGAGUGAAGAUUUGUUUUUCGAUGUAUCGGAAGAUGGAUUGUCAGCUUCUCCGCUUGUGGCAAGGUAAAAACUUGCUCACGGUUAAGAACCCCUUCCAUGAUGUUAUACUACGUCAUUUACUGGUAGUAGACUAGCAGUAGUAGAGAUAGCUGUGCAGCUUGUAUGAGAAUUAGUUCUCUCCAAUUAACAGGCCUGUAAGGUUGUACCUUUAUGAAAUUUUGAAGUUCAUUGAGUUUGUAUCACAAUUUGGAAGGUAAAUAAGGAACUGCAAAAUUUUAUUUCA